Papaver somniferum (opium poppy) is the source of this 1374-nucleotide messenger RNA. RefSeq lists its product as uncharacterized. The coding region runs from base 512 to 1075 and encodes 187 amino acids. The transcript is spliced from 8 exons. Lineage: Eukaryota; Viridiplantae; Streptophyta; Magnoliopsida; Ranunculales; Papaveraceae. The record is from RefSeq and is a predicted model, not a curated record.
GCCUCCAUCUUCCUCUCGUUUCAACAACGCCUCAUCUCAAUUCUCUUCAUCAACACCAACUGAAAAGAGGACAUUUAUCAACAAAAUCCACCAAUAACAUCAACGCUUCUCUAUUAUCUUCAUCAAGACCAACUGAAAACGAAGAUUUAUCAACAGCAUCAGUUCGUGAAGUCUGAAUCGAUGAAGAAUAGACGAUCAGGAGCAUCAACAAUAAUCAAGAUUAAUUUUAUGUUGUCUAAAUCAAUUGGUGAUUGCAUAGAAACUUAGAUUACGUCUCUUCUUUGGUAUGUUGAUGGCUGCACAAUCGGUGAAUCCCUAAAAUUGACAUUUUUGGGAGUACAUGAUGAACCAGUUGAGGAUGUUAUGGUCACUCGAGGACAAUAACAACUCUUUUCCAUCCAACAAAAUUUGGUUGAACUUUUUUUCAGCAAGUUUGACUUUAAAUACACUGUCAUUCUUCAAGUAGGUCGUUAUCUUGAUACCAAGCAUGAUCUGAAAUCUCAAGGUGAAGAUGCAAGGCUUAUGUUUCCCUUCCAAUCAUUUGUGUCCUUCAAUGUGGCCAUUCAUUGUAGAGAAAACGAGCCUUAAUCCCCGAGCAGAAAGGAAAAAUUGCGGAAGAUCAUCAAGAUGGGAAGGCUAUUUCAGCUCAAACAAGCCAAUGAAACAGAUCAGCGUUCUGAGGAUGACCUUAGCGAAGCUUUGGGUACAUAUGGUCUGGUCACUAAAGAAUGAGAGACAGGAAGCUGAGAAUAUGUUCUCUUCAAAACAAGCCGAGGAGGAGGCUAAGAAAGAAUCCACCCAGACAUUUAUAUCAGGAGAAGUCCCUGAUGUUAUUGAGACUUCAGAGAACGAUAAGGUUGCUAAAUCCGUUGCUCCAACGCCUGAGCAAAUUAUAGCUAUUAAGGCUGCAAUUGUGAACUCUCAGACUCUAGAAAAUGUUGCAAGCUUUGUAGAUGGGGAAAAACGAUUUGCUGGUUUUUACGGAAUUAAGGAGACGACCGUACGAAGGAGACUCCUUGAACCGAGCGAAAUGUUCAACCUCACACAGAUGCACUGCAAGAAGUGGGCGCUUUGAAUUCGGUAGAUCAAUCUGUAGUACUCUGUCCUAAACCAAGACAAUGGCCGUUCCAGAGUAAAUUCGAUCACAAGAGAGGAUGGGUCGAUCUGUAGGAGGGAAGCUGAGAAAUGUGCGGAAUUAAUGGUAAUCAAAGAUUGUAGGUGUGUUAUGUAUUAUGAAUAAGAUAAGUUCUGAAUAAUUGAAUCUCUGUUGAGGGUGAUUACUCAAAUGUUGAGUUGCUAAUCUCGUGUUGUCUGUUUGACGUGAGAUUCUUGUAUAUCCAAUCAUGAUUCAGAGACUUAUUUAUAUUGCUGGAA